Drosophila willistoni is the source of this 2973-nucleotide messenger RNA. RefSeq names its product GPI ethanolamine phosphate transferase 2 (gene PIG-G). The transcript has 6 exons. Gene Ontology annotation, molecular function: metal ion binding. Lineage: Eukaryota; Metazoa; Arthropoda; Insecta; Diptera; Drosophilidae. Gene Ontology annotation, biological process: GPI anchor biosynthetic process. Bases 89 to 2896 code for a protein of 935 amino acids. Gene Ontology annotation, cellular component: endoplasmic reticulum membrane. The record is from RefSeq and is a predicted model, not a curated record.
CGAUAACUAACCGAACUGUGAUUUUGACGUCAAAUUCUACUUGUAAUCUUGUUUCAAAUUCCUGUUUGCAAAUGUACCAGGCAAAACCAUGGAGGAGCACAAGAGUCGCCUGGGCUACACAUUCUUUAUGCUGACAUUCUUCCUAUGCGGAUCUAUAAUCUUUCUCAUUGGUUUCUAUCCGGCUUCGUAUUCAUUUUCAGCUGAAAAGGAGAACUCUAUUCCAAGUGAUCGACCGAAAGUGCUCCAUGGCCUCAAAUUGGAGCCGCCACCUCCUAGCUAUGACUCCUUUAUAUUGUUGGUGAUUGACGCCUUGAGAGAGGAUUUUCCCAAUGCCACAACAAUGCCGGUUGCCUAUGAACGGGCAUGCGAGAAACUGAGUCUGCAUGUGGACAUACCCACAGUGACCAUGCCACGUCUGAAGAGCAUCACUACCGGCACCUUGUCCAAUUUCAUAGACAUUGCGUUGAAUGUGGGUCAUACCGAGCAACUGGAUGAUUCGUUGUUACAUCGUCUGAAGAAGCAGAAUCGUGUGGCCACUUUUGCCGGUGAUCACACCUGGAUACAACUAUUUCCGACCGAGUUUACCAGGCAUCGUGCCAACAAUGACUCGUUCUAUGUCAAUGAUUUCUACGAUGGCGAUAAACGGGUCACCGAAUCUUUAAAUUUGGAAUUGAAACGAACUGAUUGGACUUUGAUGGUUUUGCAUUAUCUUGGCCUGGAUCAUAUAGGACAUGUGGAAAGCCAUGCCAGCCCAAAGAUUAUCCCCAAACUAAAUGAAAUGGAUGAAGUGGUCAAACGUAUUGUAGAAUAUAAGAAUUUGACCAAUUAUCUGCUGAUGCUAACGGGAGAUCACGGUAUGGCGGAUGGUGGUGGCCAUGGCGGCAAUACUCCACAAGAGACAGCGGUGCCCCUUUACCUGUACUCCAAGAACUGCAGCCAAUCCAAAUCCAGCUCCAAGCUGCAUCGCUAUAACCAAAUUGAUUUGACCCCCACUUUAUCGAUUCUACUGUCUGUUGAGAUACCCACAAUGUCCAUUGGUUGUCUCAUUCCCGAGAUGUUGCAAUCUCUGAGCAAAGAGCAGCAAUUGUAUGCCUAUUUCUAUAAUGCACAUCACUUGAUGAAUCGUGCACGGGUAAGACUUGGCCAUGAUCAAGUGCAUAAUACUGAUUACUAUGGCUGGUAUCAAGAGGCUACUCAAAAGCACAAGCAAGUCAUUUUGGAGGAAAUUGAAUCUUCUAGCUUGGUCAAUUAUGAGACAGCAAAAUUGAAUUACAUUCGAGUGGCGGAAAAGAUUUCCGUUUUACUAUCCGAGUCGUUGAUCAAAUUUGAUUAUGGUUUCAUUGCCCUCGGUUUGGGUUUAACUACAACGGCUUCUCUUCAUUUGUUGCUUAGCGUUUUAUUCUUGGAUAUAACCGAUCAAUUGCAACUGAACAAUGUGCGUGCCUUGCAGCUACUUAUUUCUAUUGGAGCCAGCUUGGUAUUUCUUGUGAUUGGUCAUUUAAUGAACAUCAUUAUGACUAGCUCCAUGCUGUACAGUGUACUCUUGAUCGUUCCCCUAUCUAUAGCCUUUUACUUGGGACUGGACAUAGUCAGAGCCUUGGUAAAGAUUAGUUUGCCACCCUCAAGCUUUCCACGUCUGUAUUCACCACGUCGCCUAAAGUUGUCGCUACCUCUGCCCAAGAUUCUGUUCCUAUGCUAUGCUAUACGCACUUUCACCCUGGGCUCAUCCUCGUUCAUUGAGUAUGAGUACAGAACAUGGUAUUAUUUAGGCAAUACUCUUAUCUUGCUCACCGCGCUGAGGACCCUACGACGACGCAUUACCAAAGCAAAUGUGGAAUUGGAUGGCCGGCAUUUGUCGAAGAUUGCCUCAGCUUGCUUGUGGCAACAUCGCCGAAUCUUUGUAGUGCUCCUUCUGCUAAUCCUUAUGCGUUAUGUCUACAGACUUCACGUCAUUAAGAGCACCUUGAUGAUUUUCUCAUUGUUUAUUCUCUGGGCAAGAUUAAGGAAAUACAGUCAAUCGGCCCAAAGUGUAGCCACUGCAGUGGGCUUUGCUAUAAUCUAUGCAUUCCGUGGCCUCAAUGGGCAAGUGCAGUUCAUCAAUAUCUCGGAAUUUUUGGCCUCUCGCUUGGUGGUGCCCACAGUGUUGGCUUUUUGGAUAUGCUUUGCUUUAGUCUUGGUUUUGGGUUAUCGUGAGGCUUUACCACAAACGAAUCCGCCACCACAUUGGACUAGAAGUUUUGUCCUCCAACAGCUGAUGCAAACGAAUUUGGUGUGCUCUCUUAUGGUCUCCGCUCUACUAUACAAUGUCCGGAAUAUAGUUUUAUUGCCCACGCUGCUAAUUACCCUCAAUGAGACAUAUAAACUCUGCGAUGCAUUUGCCACUAGCAGCAGCUCCCACAAAUUCUCUGUACGUCUGGUCCAUGUCUAUAAGAUUAUGAUGACUAUUUUUGUGGCUCGCAUGUUUUAUUUCUAUCAAGGGAAUUCAAAUAGUUUGUCCACAAUUGAUCUGACACCAGGUUACAUUGGUCAGAGUAGCUAUAAUCCUGUUAUUGUGGGUCUCUUUGUGACCAUUCACACGUAUGGCGCUGAAAUACAUUCCUUUCUCUACCUCAUUAUACAUACACUACGCACAUCGGAUUUGCGUGGUGUUGGCAUCAUGCAAAUGAAACCGGCUUAUUCAACUGCAGCGGAUAGCUUGGUGGUUCCACUCUAUGCCACAUUGAUUGUCCUACCCGUGGCAUUCUAUCUAUGCCUGAUGGUCGGCUUUCGUUAUCAUCUUUUCAUCUACUCUGUGUUCUCACCCAAGGUGCUCUAUGAUUGCUACACGGUGCUUGUCUUUUACAUAGUAUUUUUAAUGACGAGUUUGUACUUAAAAUUGUUUAAAAAUUACAGUUAAAACAAAUAUAUAUAUAUGUAUAUGUAUGCUUAUUUCAACAAAUUAAACCAAAGAACCAGAAAUUCUACAUAAUCUAA